AUGAGAGCGCCCGAGAGCGCCCUUUUAGACCCUGGGAAGCAGCUGUCGGUGGAUGUCCGUGUACAGGCAGGGGCCAUGAACCCUGAAGACUGGCAGGCGAUUGCAGAAGAAUGGCGCGCAUCCUAUGCUCAUUUUACGGCAAGCUUUGAGCCAUCAUCAUCGUUUGUCUCGGUCGAUGAGCAUCACUACACCUAUAUCCAGAAAUUGCUCCAGCAGAGAGGUCUCGAUGGCAUGCUCACAGAUGAAGAGCGGUGGGAUCUUGCACUCUUGGAAGGUCUAAGACUGUUGAACUGCCAGUUCCGUACCUGCAUCCUGUCAAAUGGUAAUGUGGCUCUCCUGGAAGAUCUUCGGAACUAUGGGUCUCUGCCCUUUACGGACGUGGCAAGCGCUGAGCACUUCGGGGCAUAUAAGCCCGCUCCUCAGGUAUAUCAUGGAGCAGCCAAGCGGUUCGGCUUAGAUCCCACUGAGUGUGGUAUGGUGGCUGCGCACUUAUACGACCUCAAAGCGGCAAAGGCAUUGGGAUUCAUGACAAUCUAUAUUGAACGGCCCCAGGAAGAAACCCUUACUUCUGAGCAGAUUGCUGAAGCUAGACUGGAGGGCUUUGUCGACCAGUGGUUCAGUCUUGGCUGUGGUGGCUUGGUUGAAGUAGCCAGGCGGUUUGGCAUUCCGACAGAAACGAGCUCGUAG
Molecule: messenger RNA, 687 nt
Organism: Aspergillus sclerotioniger CBS 115572
Lineage: Eukaryota; Fungi; Ascomycota; Eurotiomycetes; Eurotiales; Aspergillaceae
Product: haloacid dehalogenase, type II
Exons: 2
Coding region: 1-687 (228 amino acids)
Source: RefSeq, a predicted model, not a curated record